AUGGCUUAUGGUGCUGUUUGUUGUCUUGAGCUGAUAAUUGAGCGCCUUUUGAAAUCAUCACAUAUUUCUGUUAUUCAAAAUUCAUCCCCACAGAUCUUAAAACAUCUGUACGAUGAGAUUCUUUCCUUAAAAGAAGCUCUUGGAGAAUUCGAUGAAAGGAGGAGCACCAUUAACAUGAAGAUGGUCAAAACUUUGGAGGCAGGAAUCAUAGAUGCGAUAUACGAAUUCGAAGAUGUGCUUGAACCCCAUGUCACGAAUCAGUUCCAUUCGCAAUCCGAAAAAGAGACCAAUCAUCCUCCAUUAAUGGUAUACUCAGUAGAUCUGCAUGAAAUAAAGCAAGAUGUCGAUUCAUUUAUCCAAACGAUGAACAAGAUGAAGAGGGCCUACAUUCAUGAGUUGCACAACCCUUCCCCCGACGACGAAGAAGAAGAAGAAGAUGAUAGUUUUGUCUCUUCAAGAAUUGAUUUUGGUGGAAAAGAUGAGUCGUAUAACAUGGUUGGAUCAUCCGAUCUAUUUAAGAGAAUCAAAGACCGGCUUACUUCCUCACAAUCGGAAACGACGUUUGUGUCGCUCUUGGGGAUGGCAGGCAUUGGCAAAACUACUCUUGCAAAGAAACUCUUUCAAGAUCCCUUCAUUGUGAGUCGUUACACCGCACGUGUGUUCGUGACAAUAGGCCCGAAAUAUCGAUUUUCGGACAUCUUGGUGGAUAUUCUAAGACAACUGAAUGCUCCCGGCAUUGAUGAAGUAGUGCUUGUGGAAAGCGAAAAUGUAUUGGGCGAGUUGAAAAUGAUGGUUUACAAAAGUUUAAAGAAUUUGAGGUUUUUGGUCGUGUUCGAUGAUGUAUGGGACAGAGAGCUAUAUUUUGGCUCAUUUCCAAACAACCAAAAUGGUAGUCGAGUGUUGCUCACAACUAGGAUUGCAGAAGUCGCUCAGUCUGCUCACCCUUUGAGUACUUUCAAAAUACCCUUCCUUGAUAAGAAAGAAAGUUGGAAUCUUCUUCGUGAGAAGGUGUUUGGUGAACAAGAGUCGUUCUCUUAUGAACUUGCAAAAGCAGGAAAGAAGAUUGCGGAGAAUUGUGAAGGCCUUCCACUUACAAUAGUCACAGUUGCCAACAUCCUUCCCAAAGCUGACAAGACUUUAGAGUACUGGAACAAAAUAGCUAAUGAGAAACAAAAUUCGGUUUACAAGGAUGCGUACGAUCAAAUGUCAAAGGUACUAUAUCCAAGCUACGACUACUUAGAUCAACAUUUAAAAGCAUGUUUUUUAUGCAUUGGAGCUUUCCCACAAAAUUGUUUGAAAUACCCAUCACAAUUGAUCGACUUGUGGAGUGCUGAAGGAUUUCUCAACUUAAAUGGUACCGAUGUUUAUAUGGGUCAGCUUUUCAGCAGAAACGUUAUCCUGUUCGAUGCAAAAACAUGCGCAUAUCACCUUCAUUCAUCCUUUUGGUACAUGUGUAACAAGGAAGCUACCAAGACCAAGUUGUUCUAUGCCUUAAAUUGUCCUGCGGAUGCUUUACCAGAAGAAGGUAUAAAAAGCAAGCGCCGAUUGUGCAUACGAAAUAAUGUUCUACUUGCCAUGGAAGAUGUGCAAAAAUCAAUUGCAUCUGCUUCAACGGUACGCUCUCUCAUAUGUACCGGUCCUUUUCAUCGUUAUCCAGUAAAGUUGUUUUUGGAAGAUUUAUGGUUGCUCAGGGUAUUGCACGCUUAUGGUAUCAAAUUCUACGAAUUCCCAAUGGAAGUGGUGAAACUAGUUCAACUAAGACACCUCGACCUCGUUUACGGUGGAACUCUCCCUACUUUCAUUUCCAAACUUCGGAACCUUCAGCAAUUGAUUGUUAAACAACAUCAGAUCAUCGUAAAAUCCACUGGGAAUAUAUCUUAUAUGCCUAUUGAGAUAUGGAAUAUGAAAGAAUUGAAGUAUCUCCAGACAGCGGGGAGAGACAUGCCACAUCCAUGUGGUGAAGGAUCUCUCCUACCGAACCUCUUAAAACUAAAUGCUGUCGGUCCUCAAAGUUGUAACAAAUACGUGCUCGAAAAAACACCUAAUCUCAAGGAAUUAUCGAUUAGAAUCGAUCUACCUAUUGAAGCUAGUGAGCCCUUCAGCUGCUUUGAUCACAUUUCCCAUCUCCAUCAAUUGAACAAACUACAAUGCUAUGUUAUGAAUCCUGUGUUGAAGACGACAGAGGUUGUCACCCCACUUGCCCCUCUUUCGGACAUCCCAUCAAGUCUUACAGAGUUAAUUUUGUGCGGCUUCGGAUAUCCGUGGGAAGAAAUAAUCAAGAUUUCUUCAUUGCCUAAUCUUAAAUAUCUGACGUUGGACUGCUACGCCUUUCGAGGCCCAAAGUGGGAGGUUCUUGGCGACGAAUUCCCGAAGCUUGAAAGUCUUCAAAUUGAGGGCACUGAUCUGGAGCAAUGUACGUCUCGAAGUUACUGCUGCCUCCCUGCGAUAUUGUCCGUUAGGAUCGCAAACUGCUACAAGUUAAAAGAGAUCCCUCUCGCAUUUGGUACAUCUAUUCGAAGCAUGCAAGUCGACGACUGCAGCACGAAGGCCGUCGAGUGCGCAAACAAGAUAAAUCAGGAUUGGGAAGAAAAAUAUGGUGAUAAAAAUUUGUUAUCUGUUUAUGUCCGUUCUUCAUGGGAUGAUUCUCCACAAGGUUAA
Molecule: messenger RNA, 2658 nt
Organism: Erythranthe guttata (spotted monkey flower)
Lineage: Eukaryota; Viridiplantae; Streptophyta; Magnoliopsida; Lamiales; Phrymaceae
Source: RefSeq, a predicted model, not a curated record